UAUAUCUUCACCGCCAUCAUAAUUCGAUAAGUUUUUGUUUCUCACUUAACUCACUUGGCUAUGCCACCAAAUCCGGAACAUUAUCAACAGAACACAGAACACGUUCCGGCGUAUCUACAUGUAUCCAAGCAUCUCUGUCUCUGUGGUGCUCUCUCCUAAUUUGUUGCGAGCCCCCUGCCUAUAUUACUGCAUGAAGCAUGAAGCAUGAACAGCCUGAAUUCAUCCAUACGAAUUACCGAACCCAGCUCUGGCCUGAGGACACCACGCAGGAUUGGCGAGAAAUCAAACUACUACCCCAAAGAGUAUAUUUGACGAAUUAAAUAAAUUCUUACAUCAAAAUAUCAACGCUACCACAGGAAUAAAAGAACGGAACGUGCGAUUCCCUGGUGAGUAUUUCGUACGGAGUAGUCUAAGGGUCGAUCACUGCCAGCGUGCAUCUACGCAUUGCCUAAAUCCUUACCAUACACUCAAAGAUUACGCAAGAAGCUCGCUACGUUCGAAAUUCGAAGUUCGAAGUUCAAACUUCACCGCUAUCUUUCUUCGAUCUCGGGAUUGAUAUUGACACUGUUAUCGAGGGAGAGAGAAAGGAAAAGAGGAAAUAAAUCUAGAAGGAUUCCCCGUAUUGACGAAGAUAUGGAGGCAAAACCACGAGUUAAGGUGGUAUUAUUAGAUAUCGGUCAGUGAUGAAAACUUUUCCCUCGGGCAUUUACGGUUCCUGUUUUGUUCCUGUUCCUUCCCGUUCCUGCUUUUUCCAGUAUCAUCCCGUCUGCAGAAUUUGCGCCGGAAUGGGAUCUUCGGAUUAAUAUGGAUCACGUGCGUACAUUAGAGAAAUGGGUUUGUGAUGGAAUGCUGAUACUUUUUCAUUUUUUCUACUACAGAGGGGACGGUGUGUCCGAUUUCAUUCGUCAAGGAUGUGUUGGUAGGUAAACAAAAAUCUCCUACUUCUUUCUUUCUACUGGUCAAUUUCUUCUGUAUUCUAUGCAAGAAGUCAUGGGUCGCAUAUUCUUGAUCUCUGGCAAUGCGCCGUUACCGUCUUGGUGUAGUUACCAGCCACGGUCAACGGUAGCCAAUUGCGAUAAUUGACCAUUGUCUUGAUGAUUUGCGCCUUUUGCAUCUCUACACAACUGCAGAAAACUGUUGUACUUCGUAAGCUACAGCAUGCAGAUAUCUUGGAGGCAGGAAUCUUGAUUUGCGCAUAGUCAAGUGAGAGCUGUGAUGUGCUGUCGUGUUACCAGCCUUUUCUCUCUUUUCCAAAUUCCAAUGCUUCUACCCCGCUGUCAUUGGUUGGGACGACAACGACAAUGGAGUUUCCCUAUUUGCUCCGCAUCGUCAAGUCGAAGGAUGACAAUGGAAUAAGAUAGAAUAGAUAGGACAAUUGGAUAGCAAGUGUGAUGAUAUCUCCAAGUCGAGCAGAGAUUGGAUUGAUUCUUCAUUGCAAAUGGUCGCAUGCCACGUUCUCAACCACUGCGUAUGGUCAAUCCAAUGCACGGACGGAUCAGCGUCCAUGUCAUUUGCGGGGAAGAGCGCCCCAUAUAAGUGUCUAUCUAUGUUUGAUGGCUUGGUUGCACCAUAUCCCAUCGAAAAUGUCACUCAAUAGCGUUUCAUUUUGUCUUGCUCCGAAGCAAACAUUUCACACACCCCCUGAGUUCAAAGCCCCACCAUAUAUACACCACUGGCUUUACCCCGCAAUGAGCAUGCCAGUAACCUAUACACUUGAGACAUGUAUCUCUAUGUACCAAUGAAUAUGUCAGAUUAGUUCAUCUGCCACGACCCUUUCGAACUAUUACUUGUCAUCAAUGUAAAAGCAUAACCCGACAACUAACCACGCCAGCAGUUCCCAUACGCUCUCGCAGCACUCCCAGAAACUCUAUCCAUUGAAUGGGACUCCCCGUCCUUCCUUCCCUAUCGCUCCGUCUUCCCACCUGAACACAGCUCUACCCCUGAGGCACUCCUCUCUCAUGUUCGCGACCUCAUGGCUCAAGACCUCAAAAUCUCAUAUCUUAAAUCUCUCCAGGGAUAUCUGUGGCUCCGCGGUUACGAAUCAGGGGAACUGAAAUGUCCACUUUUUCCGGAUGUGUACCCGGCGAUGAAGAAAUGGAAAGAGAACGGAGCCAAUAUUUGUAUUUAUAGUAGCGGGAGUGUGGCCGCGCAAAAGUUGUUAUGGAGAUACACGACCGAGGGGGAUUUGAGAGGUUGCAUCUGGAAUGGAGUCGACGGGGUUGAGAAGAUCGAAGGUGGGUAUUGGGAUACGGUUAAUGCGGGGUUGAAACAGGAGAGCACGAGUUAUGAGAGAAUCGCCAAGGCAAACAGGGCCCUGGGGGAGGUAGGUGAGUGGUUGUUUUUGAGUGAUAAUGUUAAAGAGGUCAGAGCUGCAAAAGAAUCCGGAAUGAAGAGUUUUGUGGUCGUAAGGGAAGGGAAUGCGGAUAUUAGUGCUGAGGAGAGGGAGGGGCAGGUACUCAUUGAGAGUUUUGGGGAGGUAGAGGCGAUGGUUGAGGUUGCUGGUGAAAGUGCAUGAUGAUUACGAAAAUCGAAUGCAAAUAUCAAUAUUGUGAGAGGGGAAAGUCUUGCUUUUACAUUCACUUUCUUUCUGUAUACUAUCAACUCUCUUAGCCGUGCCAUGUCGCAUUGUCAGAUCAUAGUGUGACCUGCCUUUUCAAUCCAUCAAAUCGCUAUCUCCCUUCACUAUCACCGGCUUACCAUGCCUGUUCCUUUUCCAUUCUCCCCUACACCAAAUCCAGCUAUCAUACACUACUACAACCUACUCAUCAUCCAUCACCCAUUACGCGUCAUCUCUCCCCAUCCUGAAACAUUCUAACCCUUCAUCCAGCUACCAUAACAUUAACACAUCUCCGAAGAUCGAAACACGCGAGAUUAAGAGCUUUUACAUUUAUUCUACUAGUUCGGACAAUACACGCUCCAAACAAUCUCAUGUUAA
Molecule: messenger RNA, 2935 nt
Organism: Sclerotinia trifoliorum
Lineage: Eukaryota; Fungi; Ascomycota; Leotiomycetes; Helotiales; Sclerotiniaceae
Source: the annotation of a GenBank genome assembly